AUGGAUUCUCCCGUUAAUCUUUUUAAUUUUUUCUUUAUAUUUGGAAUACGAUUUCCGGAAUCUAUAUUUCUCUAUUUUAUUUCACAUCUCUCUCAUAAUGUACACAAAAUAAAAUAUGACAAUAACAAGAGCUUUUAUAACGAUGUUGCGAACAAGGUUGCCUUCAUCGCUGCAAGAGCGUCGCAACCAGUUAGCACACCACCAACACUAAGCCAAAGAUUUCUAUCAACCUUCAUAAAAGCUGCGGAAGAAACGCUAUCAUCAAAAGGGCUUACAAAUUUAUACAAGUUUGGAGGAUGGAUCGAUGAAAUAUCGCAUGGAUUGAAAUAUACCGAUAAAUGGUGUGUAAAGCUCGACAAUAAUUCCUCCGGUUGUGAAGCGUAUUUGAUCGCCGAAGAUGCCGCAAACGCGAGACUUGGUGAAGAUAUUGAUUUGUUGAUUUUGUACACACAUGGGGGCGGAUUUAUUACUGGUCAUGCGUUAAUCCCGAUUGGUGCUUUUGUGUAUUGGUUAAAUACCUGGAAAGCUAAUCAUAAUGCUAAAGUUCAAAUCUUAUCUUUGGAGUAUCCACUUUCUCCAGAACAUCCAUUUCCAGCCGCAAGAGAUUACCUAUUAAAAUGCUAUCGUUGGCUAAUAUACGAACAAGGUCUUAACCCCCAAAAAAUAGUAUUUGGCGGUGACAGUGCCGGCGCGAAUCUUUCAACUGUGGCAUCACUCCAAAUCGUCAAUUACCAACAGGGCGUUCAUCAACUACCGCCCCCAGCAUCUUUAUUGCUAAUCUCACCACUUGUUAACACGGACACUGGCGCAGAAUCUUUCAACACCAACAAAGAACUCGACAUUAUCAGUCUUGAAUGGAUGGAUAAAUGUGCGCAUGCGUACGCGCGGGGCACUACGAUGCGACACGAGUCGCCGGAAAUUUCGCCUUUAUUCGAGAAAGAUAUUAGUAAGAUGCCGAGAUUCUGGGCAAGCGUUGGUGAAUAUGAAGUGUUUCGUGAUGAUAUUAAGGCAUUUGCGAAGAAAGCUAAAGACCAAGGUGUUGAAGUUGAGUUGAUGUAUGAGCCAGCUAAUUAUCAUAAUUUUGGAGUGUCUUAUUGGUUGUCGAACAAUGGUGCUUAUCACAGGGCGGCGAAAAAGAUGGGCGCAUUUUUAUAUACGUUAGCUGUUGUAUUAUCUUUGAGUUUUGUAAAAGAAGUAAUGACAAUUAAAACAUCAAAACAAAUACCAGAUUUCCCCAUUCACGGUUUACUUCCAAAAGAGGAAACAGAGGCGGCUGCCUUUAUAAAAAAGUACCCAGAGUAUGAUGGACGCGGUACAAUAAUUGCUAUACUUGAUAGCGGUGUCGAUCCCGGGGCUGUCGGUUUACAGGUCACUACAGAAGGAAAGCCAAAAAUCGUCGACAUGGUCGAUUGUACAGGCGCUGGCGAUGUCAUUACCAAAACUCUUGUGAAACCAACCGUCAAAGAAAGUGGAUUAGAAACGUUACAUGUGAUUCAAGGUUUAUCUGGGCGCACGUUAAUUAUCAAUCCUAAAUGGAGUAAUCCAUCGGGCGAAUUUCGAAUUGGGAUUAAAAGAGCUUUUGAACUGUAUCCAACGCCAUUGGUGUCUAGACUUCAGCAGGAAAAACGUCAAAGCAUCACCAUUGAUCAUCACAAACUUCAAGUCGAAGUACAGAAGCAAAUUGCUGACUGGGAAGAAGCCCAUCCGCCAAAUUCUUCGCCUUCAGAAUCAGACGUUCAAUUCAAGACAGAUUUGGAAGCACGUGCAGAAAUACUCAAGGAUCUAAUAAAGAAUUAUGAUACACCUGGUCCGAUCUUUGAUGUUGUGACUUUCUUUGAUGGUAGUGAUUGGCGAGUUGUUGUGGACGUUAAAGAAAAUGAACCUCUGUUAACUGAUUUCCGUAAAGAACAUAAAUUUCAUACAUUCAGUCAAGAAGAUUUACUUAAUUUCUGUCUAACAUAUUGUUAUUUUAGUAUUGUCACUACUGCUAUCAACCACGGAACUCAUGUCGCUGCUAUUGCUGCUGCUUAUCAUCCUGACGAACCGGCGUUAAAUGGGGUAGCCCCAGGUGCACAGAUAAUUUCUCUCAAAAUCGGCGACACUCGUCUAACUAGCAUGGAAACAGGUGCUGGUCUUGCUCGUGCAGGCAUUGCACUUGUGAAUACACGAGCCGACCUUGCAAAUAUGAGUUAUGGUGAAGCGUCUGCAACACCUAACGCGGGUCCAUUCAUCGAACUGAUUCGUGACGAGGUUAUCAAUAAGUAUGGGUGCAUAUUUUUGAGUAGUGCAGGAAAUAAUGGGCCUGCUUUAUCGACAACGGGGUCUCCUGGUGGUACUUCGAAUGGAAUUAUUGGUGUUGGAGCAUAUGUUAGCCACGCAAUGGUACAGGCUGAAUAUGCACUUCUUGAAUCUGUACCUGAACGUUCUUAUACUUGGAGCUCUCUUGGUCCGACUACCGACGGAGAUACUGGCGUCGCACCAAUCGUUGGCCUUUAUUGCCUUCCUACGUCUUCCCCAAAUGCAUGCGGAUGUGUCGCUCUUUUACUUUCAGGACUAAAGGCCGAAAAUAAAGAAUACACUCCUUAUCGUAUAAAAAACGCGAUAAUUAAUACAGAAAAAUCGAUUAAUGACCCGUUUGGAGUGGGAUUGAUUCAAGUGGAGAAAGCUUGGAAUUUUCUACAGAAUUUCUAUGAUCGCACUGAACAAGACUUAUCUUUCGAGGUUAGUAUUUAUGGAUCUCCACGCGAAAAACGUGGUAUUUAUUUACGCGGGGAACAAGAGACUUCUACAGUUCAGAUACGCAAUGUGGACAUCAAUCCAAAGUUUAUGUCUGCGAUUGAUCCGACAUCUGGGGAAAACAAUACCAGAAAAUUUGAGUUUGAGAGUCGUAUUGCGUUGAUUAGCACUGAGAGCUGGGUUCGAGCUCCUGACUUUUUGUUAUUUGGAAGUCAAGGUCGAGGUUUCCAAAUAAAAGUUGACCCCACGCAAUUAGCUCGGGGAAAAUUUUAUUACGCCGAAGUUCAGGGAUAUGAUACGAGUUCGCCGUUCCCAGCCCCAAUAUUCAAAGUUCCCAUUACAAUUACCAAACCAUUGAUUCUGAACGGGACAAAAUAUUCGCUUGAUUCCUUAUCCUUUGGACCGGGACACAUUGAGCGAAACUUUGUGAAAGUUCCAGAUGGUGCUACUUUCGCAGACGUGGUGCUUCGUUUUUCAGCCACGCAAAAUACCGAUCCGGCUCAUUUCUUGCUUCACAUGAUCCAACUAUUGCCACAGUCACGGUAUACGAAACAAGAACGCGAGUACCAUUUCAUGCUAGGCAAGGGCAGUUAUGGUGAUUCGAAUGGUGAUGAGCAAAUUGAAAAGAAACGGUUUGCUGUGGUUGGUGGGGUGACACUUGAAGUUUGCCUGGCACAAUUUUGGUCAAGCCUGGGAAAUCAUACAAUUUCAUUAGAAAUUGCAUUUCACGGUAUUCAACUGACAAAUAACACUGGCAAUGGAGGAGAAAAUAUAGUGUAUAUUAACGGCGGAGAUGCAUUUACUCGUUUGGAUAUAAUUGCCCCGCCUCUCCGUCCGACUGAAUAUUCUCUGCGUCCGCUGAGCCCACAACGAGACGUGCUUCCCAAUUCGCGACAAAUAUACGGACUUCAACUCACAUACACCUUCAAAACUACCGAAAACAAUUUGACUGUUACACCAAGAUUUACUGCGUUUUUCGACUAUCUAUAUGAUUCUUAUUUUCAAGAUUUCUUUGCCAUUGUUUACGAUGCGAAUAAAAAAGUGCUUGGCUACAUUGAUAUUUACCCGAAAAAUUUUAAACUGGAUGUAAAAGGAGAUUACACAAUCCGUGCACAAAUACGCAAUGAUUCUCAGGAUCUUUUGGAGAAACUAACAAACACCGUCUGUCAACUCGACAUCACACUAUCCAAAAAAGUCAACUUAGAAAUUCACUCGCAAGUUUUUGACGUUUUCGCCUCCAAAAGGGCAUCUGGGAGAGGUGCCCUCGAGAAAGGGGAACGCAAAGCUUUAUUUGUUGCGUCACCACAUGAGCACAACGUUUUUCCGAAAGACGCAAAAUAUGGCGACUUGUUGAUCGGUAACCUGAAUUUUGUUAAUUCUGUAAGAGUCGACGGUGGUCAAUACAAAGUGAUGUUUAUUGUUCCGCCGGCACCGGUCAAAACGAAGGAACCGACACCAUCUGGCGAGAAUGGUAGCAAUAAAGGCAAAGAUGGUGAAAAGGAAAAAAGCAAGGAGGAGACAGUGUCGACGCAGUUAACAGAGUCGAUUCGGGACACGCAAAUUGCCCAUAUACGAAAAUUCCCAGCAGAUUCGACGUCCCGCAAGGAAUUAAUAGCUGAACUAGAGGAUAAGUAUCCGACGCAUUUACCGUUAUAUCAGACGAAAUUAGAACUAUUACUUGAAGGAGUAAAUGGAACUAUGAAAUCUGAAACGGCGAAAGCCGUUAUUGAGGUCGCAGACCAAAUUCUUGCAAAUAUCGAUUUCACUGAAUUAUCAUCAUACUACGGUGUCAAGCAAGAACUUAACAAUGAAGCCGCCAAAAAGAAAAAGAAAGAAUUCGACGAUAAGAAAAAAAUAGCAAUAUUAGCGUUGCGCUCUAAAGCACAAGGAUUAGCUAUCCUUAUUGAUAAAUCAAAAUCAUCUUUUGAUUCAUCAUCAAGCGGGGUUAAUGCCGAAGAAUUGACAGCGCAAUUUGAAAAAACCUAUCAGACUGCCGCGCAAUGGCUUGAUACCACUAGUGACCUAAAGAACUUACUAUUGUACGUGAUGCAUGAACGUCGUGCUGGUCGAUACGGAAACGCCAUAAAGGCCAUCAACAAAUAUGUGUCGGAGCAAGGGCUCACCAAAGAAAAUGCUAAAGAAAUUGACAAAGCAAUCGGUGUACGACUGGAAUUGUUACGUGAAUUAAAUUGGGAUAUUUGGUCAGCAUAUGAAGAGAAAUGGAAGCUUAUUCGUGUGCCACCUGGUGGAUAUGCACCUUUCUGA
This is a messenger RNA of Ambispora leptoticha, 5001 nucleotides long. Lineage: Eukaryota; Fungi; Glomeromycota; Glomeromycetes; Archaeosporales; Ambisporaceae. The record is from the annotation of a GenBank genome assembly.